AUGAGUGCUCCAAGCAAGAGAAAAGGUCGAAACAACGCUGGUGGAAGAUGGAGACCUAAUCAAAGUGAUCAGUGGAAUAUGCCACCAAGAAAUCCAUCCUCUAACCAAUCAAGAAAUCCUGUUGAUUCUUUCAAAUCAGGAAAAAUGAGGAUUCCAAAUGAUGGUGAAGGCGUGUACGGGAACAGCCGCUUUCUUUAUGUAGCAAUGUGUUUAAUAGGCACCCCCGUCAGUAUCCAAGUUAAAAAUGGAAAUGUGUAUGAAGGCAUUCUUGUAACUUUUUCACAGAAGAUGGAAAUCAUUUUGUCAAUGGCCCAUAAGGUCGAUGAUAGAUUAAAUCCCAAUAAUAACUCUGUUAUUCCAAAUAAGGAAAAUGUUAUUGAUAAUCUUAUUAUAAAAUGUGCUGAAAUUGUUAAAUUAGAAGCUAAAAAUGUGGAUUUGGAUUAUGCUGUGAAAGACACAUAUCCAGAGCCUUCAUCUCGCUUGAAUGGACAAUUACCUGAUAAAGACCUUACACCUUGGGAAGGUGACAUAGAAGAUGGGAAAAUGACUAGUCUAGAAAGUGAUGCAUCUAAUGGUUGGGAUCCCUCAGAUAUGUUUAAAACUAACUAUGAGCAGUUCAAUGUGAAAUCAACAUAUGAUGAAAAUUUAUCUCAAUACACAACCCCAUUGGAAAAAAGAGACACAAAGGAAUAUAAGGAACGAGAAGAAGCAGCUGCAAAGUUAGCUGAUGAAAUAGAAAGAAGUGAUAGCUACAAACAUCGUAUAUCAUUAGAGAAUGGAGAAGGUGAAGAUGAAGAAAAGUUUGCUGCUGUGAUAAAACCAGAGGUAUCAAAUAAUAAUGCAGGAACAGGGAGAAACCCUGGGCGUAAAAUCCCAAAUCGAAGUGGUGGUGCCAGUCUUAGAGCAACACCUACAACAAGUACGCAGCAGCCUCAGUUAACCUCUGCUGCUUCACAACAGAUAUCUUCAUCUCAACCCCAAAUUGUUCAGCCAAGUCAUAGUAAUUAUUCUCAACAAGCCCAAUCCCGAGAACAGCAGCCACCUCAGCCACAAUCCUUGCCCUUGCAACAACCACAAGUUUCCAAAGUUAAUGAAUCUCCUGUUGUCUCUCCAACUUUGGAAAGUAUUAAAGUAAAUGGAACAUCUGAAAAAGAAGAAAAAGAAUGUUCAACUGAUCGUUCACCUGCUGUGCCUGCAGAGAGCAAAGAUACUGUACAUGCUACUUCAGUUUCUGAUGACUGUCGGAGAAAUUCAAACACCAAAGGAGAACGAGCUAUGGAAAUACAAGCCCUCAAGCAGUUUAGUUCAAACAUAAAACUAUCUGGUGACAAGGAUAAAGAGAGAGUGGAGAAACAAGAAAGACAAGAUAAAUCGGAAGAAAGAAAGGAAACUGAGAAGAAUAAAGAAUUUGAAAAAUCUGAUAAAUUAUCUGCGAAAGUAAAAAAUUCUACAUUGAAUCCUAAUGCUAAGGAAUUUAACCCAAAGACUUAUCCACAGAAACAUUGUGUACAGACACCCCCUCCACCACGGCCACAAACUCAGAGUCCAGUAGCAAUUUCUGCAAUGCAAAGCCAACAGUUAUUUGCACCAUACAUUGUUCCUAUGUCUAUGCAAGCUACACCACAACAAGCUACUAAUCAAAGCAACCGAUUUGCAACAACGAAACGUAUUGUGCCUGUUCCUCGGCAUGAUUUUAAUGCUCAGGCUGCUGCAGCAACAGGACAACCAUUACUGGCCCAAACUGCUCUCCAGGCUGCACCCUAUAUUUCGUACUUCUCAGUACCACCUCCAACUCCCACGCCCUAUCCUCAGCUUUGGAUGGUAAAACCUGAUCACAUGAUGACUAUGACACCAGGUUCAAGACUGACACCAUCGGUACCUCUUGUUCCAACAUCCCACCCUGGGCCCAUGGAACAGACUGGGAACCACCAACACUCGGCACAACCUGUUUUUGUGGCUCCAGCUGGACCAGUUCCCACACAUGUGCAGCACCAUCCUAAUCAUGGUCCAAUGCCUCAUCCAACUCCUACGCACAUGGGCCAUCAUCCGGGUGGAGGACAUACUCAAGGAAAUCAAAUAAAUACUCAGGGAAGUGGACAUCCAGCCCCGAGUCCUGUCCAAACCCAAGGCCCAUCAUCCCAACAAAGCCAACAUCCACAGCACCCGCCCAGCUCUGGAACUCCUCAACCUCAGCCUCCACCCCCUAUAAACUACCAACCAAUGAGCAUCCAGGGGCAUCCACCACUUCAAGGCAGUCCCCAUAAUCCUACAUCUCCUCCCAGUGUCCAUCCAGUGUCACUGCCAUACCCUUUACCUCCCCAUUCACACAUGCAGGCCACUGGUGCACAGAUGUCAGUACCAACUGGUGCCCAGGGGCAUCCACAGACUUCUGUUACACACUCACAAAUGCAUACCCACUCCCCUCAUGUAAACCAACAAAUAGUUAUGAUGCCCCAACCUCCUCCAACACAUCCACAUACACCACAACACAUGCAGCCUCAACCGGUUCAGCAUGGACAUCAUUUUCAGGGACACCCUAUGCCAGGGUCACAUGUCCAUGCUCCUAGCCAUCACAUUAUGGCAACACAGCCUGCUACAGCUAUUCCAGUGUCCACACAGUCAAAUGUUCAUCAAGGUCAGAUGCACUUUCUUCCUGUAGUGAGAGAAUCUGUUGAUAGUAGUGUGCGAUAUACCCCCCCUGCUUGUGUUCAUGGAUGUAUAAGAUGUCCAACAACCCAGGUAAAUCAGAGAAAAUCGUACAAUCCCAAGGUGCUCCAGUCCAGACCUACCAACAGAGCCAGUAACAAAACCACUGGCAAUCAUAAAAUGAUAAAAAGACUAUGCUGA
Messenger RNA from Acanthosepion pharaonis, 2847 nucleotides. NCBI's taxonomy places the organism in Eukaryota, Metazoa, Mollusca, Cephalopoda, Sepiida, Sepiidae. The record is from the annotation of a GenBank genome assembly.